AUGGGAAUUAGAGGGGAUUAUCUCAUGGAGAUUUCAAUUGGCACACCACCUGUCAUGCAAUGGGCAAUUCUUGACAUUGCUAGCGACAUCGUGUGGACUCAAUGCCUGAAAUGUGUCAAAUGUUUCAAACAGACUCAACCCAAAUUUAAUCCGAUAAAAUCAUCGUCUUAUCAACCAAUUCGAUGUGGUGCAAAGACAUGCAAACAAUUGGGCAAUGAUAUUAAUUGUAUUGGUUCAUCGAGCAAUUGCAAAUAUCGAUUAGAAUACCGAGACGACUCAUACAGCUUCGGAGAACUGGCCACGGAAACUUUUAAAUUGGGAAACACUUACCUCCCAGGAAUGGUUUAUGUGUGCUCAAAUUACAACGUUGGCUUGUUCGAAAAAACCAAUGCUGGCAUUGUAGGGCUUGGAAAUGGGCCACACUCAUUAAUUAGUCGGCUCAACCCUAGCAUCGGUGGUAAAUUCUCGUACUGCCUAACCGAUCCUUCUAAAGGAAAUGCAAGAAGCAAGAUAAACUUCGGAAAUAACGCAAAUGUGUCUAGCUCUAGCAGGGGUUCAAUCUCCACCCCGUUGGUCUUAAUGGAAACUCCAGACUUUUAUUACAUCACAUUGGAAGCUAUCAGCAUCAAAAAUAUGAGAUUUCCCUUCACUGGAGUAACUAAAAUAUUAUCAUUGAAAGGUAACAAGUUUAGUGCUCACAAGGGUAAUGUCAUGAUAGACACGGGCACAACACUAACCUAUUUGCAUGAUGAUAUGUACUAUGAAUUGGAAAAAGAACUAAUAAGCAGUAUUCAAGAUAGGUCAAUUCCUUCACAAAGCAAUCUAAAACUUUGUUAUAAGAACAGGAAGAACUUUCAAUUUCCGACGAUCAUUUUCCAUUUUUCGAAAGGUGCUAACUUGGCUUUGCAGAUGAAAAAUACUAUCAUUCAAGAUAGAGGCCAAUCGUGUCUUGCGAUACUCCCAACUAAUGAUACUCUAGCUAUACUGGGUAACAUAUUACAAAUGGACCACAUGAUUGGAUUUGAUCUUAUGAGACGAAAAGUUUCUUUUCGGCUAAAUUAUUGCUAA
Messenger RNA from Impatiens glandulifera, 1068 nucleotides. RefSeq names its product aspartic proteinase CDR1-like. The coding region runs from base 1 to 1068 and encodes 355 amino acids. Lineage: Eukaryota; Viridiplantae; Streptophyta; Magnoliopsida; Ericales; Balsaminaceae. The record is from RefSeq and is a predicted model, not a curated record. Gene Ontology annotation, cellular component: extracellular region. The transcript has a single exon.